UCGUUCUCUGGUAGAAUUGUUCCUCAACAAUGGAAGCAACAAAAGCUCCCCCAGAUUCCUCAUCGGCGGGCUUCAGAUUAUUUGCCAUUAAUAAUCUCCAGCCUCUGCUUAAAUUCGCCUCGUUUUUACCUCUCUUGCCGCCACCGCCAUGGUUCUCCAGCAGCCAAUUCGCUUUCCAAACGUCGCCGGCGCCGCAGCUGCUUCGUCUCCGACAAAGGAACUCGGGAAUUCCUCUGGUAAAUUCGUUCAAUUGCGGCGGUGGAGGGCGAAAAACAGAGUAUUAUCAUCUGGAUUUUGCGAUCGGAGUCAGCUGCAGUAUUAUAAAUGUAGCUUCGAUUCCGCCGCCUCCACGGUGCAGGAUGCGGAGGUGGAGGGGGUUUCACGGCGGCAGAUGAGUGGUAAGGAGAAGUCGGUGAAGAAGAUGAAGAAGAAGCAAUUGAAAUUGCUCAAGAAAUUGAAACUGCUUGAUCGUAUGAACGGAAACAUGAUCACGGAGCAACUGCAGAAGGUGAAGGCAGAAGAGAAAGAAGCGAGAAGAAGAACGAAAGAGGAGAAAGCAGUAGCAAAUAGUGAAAUGCCAUCAUCUAGUUCUUCGUCUGAAUCCAGCGACAACGAAUGUGGGGAAGCCGUUGGCAUGAGCGGCGCAAAGGUGAAGAGGCUUCCGAUCAUAACUGAGGCUGCUCCGGCCCCUGUUUCUCCAUCGAAGAGGAUUGAAGUGUGUAUGGGAGGGAAGUGCAAGAAAUCGGGGGCCGGGGCGCUGCUGGAGGAGUUCAGGAGAGCUGUGGGGGCUGAAGAGGCAGUCUCAGGGUGCAAAUGCAUGGGGAAAUGCAGGGAUGGCCCAAAUGUCAAGCUUGUGGGGCCCGCAGCGGCGGACUCUCUGCGCAUCGGAGUUGGAUUGGAGGAUGUGGAUGUGAUCAUGGCGAAGUUCUUUGAUGAACAUCAGCAGCAGCAGUAGCUAGGCUUUGCUGGUGUAUCUUGAAAUAGUUACCUAAAAUGUGCAGUGUGGUUUUUUUUUCCAGUUUUUGGAUAGGAAAUAUAUUAGUAAACUGUAUAUACUGAAUUUCCUUGCAAGAAGUUUGCAUAAGUGAUCAUAUUCA
Molecule: messenger RNA, 1097 nt
Organism: Salvia splendens (bonfire salvia)
Lineage: Eukaryota; Viridiplantae; Streptophyta; Magnoliopsida; Lamiales; Lamiaceae
Product: diacylglycerol O-acyltransferase 3
Exons: 2
Coding region: 149-955 (268 amino acids)
Source: RefSeq, a predicted model, not a curated record